AUGAAAUUAACUCGGUGUUAUUUUUUCGUAAUCUCCCAAAUCCUCUUCUUCGAAACAACAAAAUCAGUUCAAAACAGAAUCAUAAACGGCACAAUAUCUCUCCCGGCUGAACAUCCCUACACAGCCGCUUUAAUUUACUACAACGAAUAUCAUUGUGCAGGGUCGAUAAUCUCACCAAACUACAUUCUAACAGCCGCGCAUUGUUUCGUCGAUUUAAACGUUGAUAAAACCACAUAUUUAUCGAUCCAACAUUUUGAAAUUUCCGUAGGCAGCGAAGAAUGGGACAAAGGAAAACGGUACAAAAUCAAGAGAACCGUGCAACACCCUCAGUACGUAAACGAAUUUCUUUAUAACGAUAUAGUUUUAGCGAACAUUGAAACGAAACUUCAAUUUAACGAUCACGUUAAAUGGAUUCCGCUUUAUCCGCAUUUUUUAAAAGAUAAUAAAAUUAAGGUGGUUGGAAAAGUUAUGGGGUGGGGAUACACCAACGAUGGGUAUUUCUUGAAAGCUGAAGAAUCGAAACAUUUACGAACAGUCGUGUUAGAAUCGAUACCGUUGAUGGAGUGCAAAAAAAUGGCCCAAUAUAUUAGGAAAUCCAACAUUUGCAUGUGGGGGGUUCAAAAGGGGACUUGUACCGGGGAUUCUGGGGGACCCUUAGUCGUAAAAAUUAACAAGGUGGUUUAUCAAAUCGGAUUAGUUUCUUAUGGCACCGAUUGUAAUAACACCACCCCAGAAAUUUACACGAGAAUUUCGUCGUUUUAUGGAUGGAUCUCGAAAAAUGUGCAUUUACCACAUCCUUUAACCGGUUAUAAUUGA
Messenger RNA from Onthophagus taurus, 816 nucleotides. The record is from RefSeq and is a predicted model, not a curated record. NCBI's taxonomy places the organism in Eukaryota, Metazoa, Arthropoda, Insecta, Coleoptera, Scarabaeidae.